UUGACAUUGAGGAAGAUGCAUGUCUACAUCAGAGGAGCAUCCAGGACAGGACAAUAGCUCCUAACGCUGCUCAGACAGAUACAUGCCAAGGACUACAAACACAGAGAGAGAGGGAGAGCAGAGCGAGCCCAGAGGGAAGGACAGCAGCAUUUCAGAGAGGGCAAAACAGGGUAGAAGAGGCAACAUUUGCAGGUUCGUUCUGUUGCCUUAAAAAGGACAUAAACAGCAAGACCCUCCUCUCUACAUCCACUCGGAGAGCUUCCCCUGCUGCUGCUCACAGCCUCCGAGCUUCUGUGCACGGCACCAGAGAGGACUGCUUUAUAGUCCGAGACCAUGAGUGAGGCGAAGAAAGGUGAGCUCGCCAUCCGGGAUAAAGCCAUCCUGCACCAGCAGAGGCGUCUGAAGCAGGCCACCCAGUUCACACACAAGGACUCAGCUGACCUCCUGCCCCUGGAUGGGCUGAAGAGACUGGGCACAUCCAAGGACUUGCAACCUCACAGCAUCGUCCAGCGCCGCCUGCUGGAGGGAAACAUCACGCGGCUGCGAGGGGAGGCCCGGGACCCCAGCGCCAGGGUUCGCUCCCCGCUGGCCGACAACAAGGACGGGCCCGCCGACGCAGAGGAGAGGAGCGAGAGCACGGCUGACGACUCCACGGAGGAGCGGGAGUCUCUGGAGGAGAGCGAGAGGAGCCUGCGGUCGGACGAGGAGGACGACAGCAGCGAAGCCGGAGCCAGACAGACAGCUGAGAAGACCGAGGGCACGGAGGGCACGACCCUCCUCGCAGCUCUGGUUGUUCAAUGCAAGUGCUGCGAGACUGAAGUCAAGGCGUCCAUCAACACCGGCAGCCAACAUAACCACAUCUCCACCUCCUGCUGCCAGAGGCUGGGACUGGUGCCCACUCAGGACAGCUCACCAUGUGGUGUGAGCAGCUCAGUGACGGGUCUGCAGCUGCAGCUGGGCAGACAGACGGUCCAGUGUUCAGCCUUUGUCAAAGAGGAUGAGGCGUUUGAGCUGUGCCUGGGUCUUCAGACUCUGUUGGAACUUAAAUGCUGCCUGGACUUGAGCAGUCAGGUCCUGAAGCUGCAGGCCUGUGGCGAGGAGCUGCCCUUCCUGAACCCUGCAACCGACAGCCAGUGCCAACACGACACCAACGAGAACCUGUGAAACCGACUCGACGGCGGUGACCACUUCCUCGAAUCCCGACUGGUUGCACCAACGUGGCACGAUGCUGUUUGUGUCUGGACUGUCCAAUCACAGUGUCUCUCACUGCCAGAACAUGGACGAGCGUUCGCCACUGUCGUUCUUGAGUUUACAUCAUUGUGUUUGUAGAAUUAAGACAUUCACCAUGAUUAUCAUGAUUAUAUUAAAUUAGUCUAGUUCACAGAGUGGAUGAAAGCCAGUUACGAGCCAAUCCAAUCUGUGUGGUUCUAAUCAUUCUUUAUGAUUAUACUGUAUAUUCAAACCAAUUUCUCUGUUGAGCUGCUUGGGUACACUGAUGCUCUCUAAAAGGGAAAACCAUUAUACUCAUUUAAAGUGAACUUUAGUGGAAUAUUUGGUGAUUUGGCUGUACAAAAACUUUACUUUAAGUCAUUAUUAAGUAAAUGAAAAAAGUUUUAAUUGUAAACCUAAAUCAUUUAAGUUUAGAUGGUGUUAAAAGAAUUGUUUUAUUUUUUGGGACAUACACCAGUUCAUUUUCUUACCAUGUUUUAUGAGGAGAUACCACUCUCUUGUCUUAGCAUGGCAUAAAGACUGGAAACAGUCCAAAGGUAACAAAGUCUGCCUACAAGCACCUUGAAAGCUCACUUAUUAACACAUUUCAUCUUUGUUUAAUACGUACAAACACUGGCAUUUUUCCAUUCUACGGAUUAAACCAGUGGCUCCUAACCUUCCUGGUUCCUGUAGUACCUCUGCACCACUCAUCAUGUGCUAAAUGAGUCCAUUUGAAUCGACUUUAUAUUGAAUGCUAUUUAACACUCAUAAAGAGCUAACAACUUUUCACACAACUGGGCUAAUGUUCAGGUUGGUUUGGUUGAGUUAGCAUUUGUAGUUCAACAACCGUGAGUGCAGAUUUCAACCAUUUAUCCCUGAAUUUGAGCUAUAUUUUCACCUGUGAGCCAGGUUACCCAUUACCACUAGCUAACUAUGUCAAUCUAAUACAAUGGAGCUAUUUACACAAUAUACCCUAUCCUAAUCAAGUCGUUCAGCUAUCUAUUCCAACUAUUUAUCCAUUACUUUUAACUAUUUUGCCAUUUAUACAUGAGCUAACUGUCAUUCAUUUCUUUCAGCUAUGACACAAUUUAUCCAUGAAAGUAUCUGAACAAUUUCCUCAUUACUUUUAGCUAUUCGAACUGUUAGCCAACUGUUUAUCCAUCACUUUUAGCUAUUUAACAUGUUUAUCCAUUACAUUAAGCAAACUAUUUCGACUGUCCAUUAAUUUUAGCUAAGGGGGUUAGGGUUAGCAUUUGUAGCCCCUAACCCCUAACCCUAGCUAACUGUUCAUUUCUUUUAGCCAUCAACCAUUUCCAUUGUGUUUAGCUAUUUCACCAUUUAUCAAUUACUUUUAGCUAACUAUCUCAACUAUUGACUCAUUAUUUUUAGCUAACUAUUUCAACUGUUGACUGUUUGUAGCUAUUUCAACUGUUGACUCAUUAUUUUUAGCUAACUUUUUCAACUGCUGACUCUAGCUAGCUAUUUCAACUGUUGUUAUUUUUAGCUAGCUAUUUAAACUUUUGACUCAUUAUUCUUGCAUGGUCUUUUUCAACCAUUUAUUCAUUACAUUUAGCUAUUUCACCAUUUACUGUCCAUGAAUUUAAGUUACCAAUUUCAACUGUCAAUUAAUUUCAGCUAACUGAACUGUUAAAAUCUUUUAGCUAUCUGUUCAACCAUUUCCAUCACAUUUAGCACUUUCACCAUUUAUCUCUCACUUUUAGAUUACUAUUUAAACUGUUUAUCCAUUACUUUUAGCUAUCUAUUCAACCACUUUUAGUUAACUGUGAUGAUUUCUUUGCUCGCUUGCUGACCUGUUUUCACGCACAGUUAAAACACUUCAUGUUCAAAUGUAGGCCUACAGCUCAUCCCAGGCUACCCCUGGCUGGGAAUCGCUGGAUUAAACAAAAAGACAUAACAUGUUAAUUAGUGCUCUUAUAGGUGCUGGUAGGUGGACUGUUUUUUACCUUUGGUCAGAGCCAGGCCAGUUUGGUUUCACUAAUAUCUGCUAGCUGCAGACAAUUUUCGGGGUGGUAUCAAUCUUCUCUACAUACUCUCGAAUGUGAAUAAGCAUAUUUCCCAAAAUGUCAGACUGUUCCUUUAAGAAUCAGCAUGACUCACCUAAAAAGUGUCGGUACUCAGGAUGCCCUUUCCAGUGGGCUCAAAGGAAAUUUUGAGAAGCCUUGAAGUUUUUUUUUUUUGAAGUCUCGUGUAAUUAGGUUUGGAUCAGGCUACCUCUUUAAGAGACAAGGAUGGGUUUUCAUCUAGAAUUUUAAGAGAGAUCUGAGGUAAAUAUCACAGUUUGUGAUUCAGGCUACUUAAAUUCAGCUUUUUAAAGCCCCUUUGCUCUUUCUUUCCCCUCUCAGAAGACAGAUGUGUUUAAAUUUUCCACGAGCACAUUUCCAGUCUAUCACGACAGCCUAGACUGAACUGCAGUAGUUCCCUAUAAUUCCCCUCUAAUGAAAAUAGACUUCAGGCCAGCCAGCAAAUCAUAUUUGAGUCAGACUACAGAAAUAUCAAAACAUUCCAUCUGCAUGACUUUGUAAAGUUCUGCCUUUGUAUAAGUGUGCAUGUUUGUGUACUAGUCUGAUUGUGUCACGUUGAGAGUCUGACGGGGCUGUACGUGUGUGUUUAUGUGUGCAUGCGUGUGUGUGUGUGUGUGACGUGUGUGUCAGGAGUCGAAGCAGGGUUUUUCUGCCCUGUUUUGGUUCAUGUUUCACAUGGGAAAAAGUGGGACAGGUCCUAUCCUCCCCAAACUGAUCCACCGAGCUCCGGUCAGAAAAAGCUGCCAAAAGCCGACCCCAGCUGCCUUCCCUCUCUGCCUCUUUCAGGAGACCUUCAUCACUCGGCUGAGGCCGCUCUCUGUGCCAAGGCCCCUCUCCAAACUCAUCUUCCUCUUUACUCAGAGGGCCGGUCUUCUUUGUGUAUUUACCACCUUUUUGGCUGAUGUUAUUCACUUUGACGCCUCAUGUUUGCUGAUUUGCUUGUCACAAGACGACGAAAAGAACUCCCCACUGCAGUGCCACCUGCCUCUCUCGUCUCUCAGUGUUUUCAUCGCGUGGAGAAUCAAGAACUGCCUCAGAUCAUGCUCUGCUUUAAUGACACCUGAGCCGUGCCGUGCUUUUGACUGUGCUACAGUACCCAUCUAACCUCUUUGCGGAGGUCAUCCACGCGUAGUUUGGCAAUGUUUGUUUCUCUUUGAUGUACUAGUGACCUUCCUACGCUGUAUGAGAGGAAAUGACGUAUGACAGAAAUUUAUUUUUGGUGUUUCUCUUCUUCUGAACAGUAUUUUCUCUGCCUAAUAAAAUAUGUAUUC
Molecule: messenger RNA, 4522 nt
Organism: Chelmon rostratus (copperband butterflyfish)
Lineage: Eukaryota; Metazoa; Chordata; Actinopteri; Chaetodontiformes; Chaetodontidae
Gene: nrip2
Product: nuclear receptor interacting protein 2
Exons: 6
Coding region: 334-1164 (276 amino acids)
Biological process (GO): proteolysis
Molecular function (GO): aspartic-type endopeptidase activity
Source: RefSeq, a predicted model, not a curated record